Molecule: messenger RNA, 2045 nt
Organism: Meloidogyne enterolobii
Lineage: Eukaryota; Metazoa; Nematoda; Chromadorea; Rhabditida; Meloidogynidae
Source: the annotation of a GenBank genome assembly
UUUUUUAGACAAAACACUCUUUUACCUUUCUUCUCUAUUCCCAUGUGUCCCUUCAAGAUAAAAGUACAUUUUUUCCAAAAUGCAGCUGACGCAGAAAAAAAUGGGAACACUUUUCUUGACUUCAGUUUACAAACAUAAAAUGCAACAUAAACGCUCUUGGGUUUAAAAAAUAUUUUAUUUAAAUGGCUACAAGGCCUGAGAUGGAAUUUCCUCCUUUCGAUGUUUCCCUAAAUGAUUUGAAAUCCCUUAUGGAAUUUUCCGGAAACGAAGCCAGAGAAAAGAUUUAUAAUUAUUAUGGAGGUACAGAAGGCUUAUGUAAACGAUUACAGACCGAUCCUAACAACGGAAUUGCUGGGAAUUUGGAAGAACUUAACAGGCGAAGAAAUGUGUUUGGUACUAAUCAAAUUCCUGAACACCCUCCAAAAUCAUUUUUGACUGACUAUGAUUAUGAAAAUUCUAAAAUUAAUGAUGAAUUAAUUAUAUCAGAAAUAGGACUUCUCAUUUCAUUCAACAUAGUUCUUGUUAUUAAAGCUUGCAUUGAUUACAAAGCUGAAAGGAAAUUUAGAGAUUUACAAGGAAAAAUAAAUUGCCAAAACAAAUUUGUUGUAGUACGUGAUGGCCAGCAAAUUAGUGUCAUUGAAACAGAACUUGCAGUUGGUGAUAUUGUUUUAAUUAAACAUGGGGAUAGAAUCCCAGCGGAUGGUGUGAUUAUAGAUAGUAAUAAAUUAAAUAUCGAUGAAUCACUUCAUAAUGGAUCAUCCGAUAAUGUUAAAAAAUCAGUUGAAAGUUGUCCUGUGGUUUUUACUGGAACAAACGUUGUGGGAGGAGAUGGCCGUAUCCUCAUAAUUGCUGUAGGAGUCAAUUCUCAAAAUGGUGUUAUUUUGACACUUCUAAGAAAAAUAGAGAGCAAUAUUAAAAAUAGAAAAAAGAAUAAGAGCAAAUCUUCAAAUAUCAAAAGGGAUGAAGAAAAUCAGCAACCACUUUUGGGGAGUGAUGAAAAGUUCAAAAAUGGAACAUACAAUUCUGAUAUAGUUUUAACAAAAAUCGAAAAUGAAUUGUCAACAAGAAUUGAAAUUAUCUGGGGAAAAUUAAUUCAAGUUUUUCUAUAUUGCCUUUGUUUUGGCCUCAUUUUUGCUAUUAUUAUUGUGAUUAUAACGCUGCUUCGCUUUUUUAUUGGCCAAUAUGUUUUUGAUUCUCAGAUUACAAGAUCAGAUUUAUUCAAAAUUCUAUCGAUUUUAUUUACUGGAUUAACAUUUCUUCUAUCGUCCUUCCCUGUAGGGAUUCCCUUAUCAGUUUUAAUUUCUAUCGAAUAUUCUGCAAGUAAAAUGAAGAAAGAUAAUUAUUUAACUAAAAAUUUUUAUCAAUGUGAAACUUUGGGAAAUGUAACGAAUAUUUGUUUUGAUAAAACUGGAACCUUAACAAAUAAAUCGGAUGCUGGUCAAACUCUUUGUGAUGAUGUCCCCAAGACAAUUUCCGUUUGUCAGCAAGCGGGAAUUGAUGUACGAAUGGUCACUGGUGAUAACAUAAUCACAGCCCGUUCAGUGGCCAUGUCUUGUGGUAUUUUAAAGCCUGGAGAUGAUUAUCUCGUUCUAGAAGCUAAGGAAUUUAAUGAAAGAAUUUGCGAUAUUGAUGGAGAAUUAUCGCAAGAAAAACUUGAUCAAAUUUGGCCUAAAUUGAGAGUUCUAGCUGAUGCUAAACCAAUUGACAAAUAUAAUUUAGUUAAAGGGAUUAUAGACAGCAAAAUUAAUAAAAAUAGAGAAAUUGUUGCGUUUGUGGGGGACGGAACAAAUGACUGUCUUGCAUUGAAAAGAGCACAUAUCGGUGUUGUAAUGGCAAAAUCAAGUACCUAUUUGGCUAAAGAAGCUUCCGAUUUAAUAAUAACUGGCGACAAUUUUAAUUCAUUAAUUAAAGCUAUAUUUUGGGGAAGACAUAUUUAUGAUUCGAUUACCAAAAUUCUUCAAUUUAAUUUAAUUGUCUUUUUUGUCGAAAUUGUUUUGGUAUUUGGUGGUUCUCUUUUAUCUCUGGAUAUAUUGAAGGUCGUUUAA